This is a messenger RNA of Apaloderma vittatum (bar-tailed trogon), 1068 nucleotides long. RefSeq names its product kelch-like family member 18 (gene KLHL18). Gene Ontology annotation, molecular function: protein binding. The record is from RefSeq and is a predicted model, not a curated record. NCBI's taxonomy places the organism in Eukaryota, Metazoa, Chordata, Aves, Trogoniformes, Trogonidae.
AUGCCGGGAACACUCAGACCUCGCUCUGCCCUUGGCAGCGAGCAGCCGGCGAGCGCCGGAGCUCACCGAGCAGGUCCGGCGUCCCAGAGCGAGCCUCGGGGCCGGAACGUGGACGGGCUGAACGCAGCUCUGCCAAGCAAGCCCUCUUCCUCCUGCCUCUAUCCCCACCACGGUCUGGCUCCUCGAAUCUACCGGGAGCUCGUCUCCUCCCGCUCGAUGCCCACACAGAACGUGGAGGUAGGGGACCAUAAAUUCAGCGCUCACCGCAUCGUGCUGGCAGCUUCCAUCCCCUAUUUCCACGCCAUGUUCACCAACGACAUGAUGGAGUGCAAGCAGGAUGAGAUCGUCAUGCAGGGGAUGGACCCCAGUGCUCUUGAGGCUCUGAUCAACUUUGCCUACAAUGGUCACCUGGCCAUAGAUCAGCAGAAUGUCCAGUCUCUGCUGAUGGGGGCAAGUUUCCUGCAGCUGCAGAACAUCAAAGACGCUUGCUGCACGUUCCUCAGGGAGAGGCUUCACCCCAAGAACUGCCUGGGGGUGCGGCAGUUUGCGGAGACGAUGAUGUGCGCGGUGCUCUACGACGCCGCCAACAGCUUCAUUCAUCAGCACUUCGUGGAGGUGUCCAUGUCCGAAGAGUUCCUGGCGCUGCCUUUCGAAGACGUCCUGGAGCUCGUUUCGAGGGAUGAGCUCAACGUGAAGUCUGAAGAGCAGGUAUUCGAAGCUGCGUUAGCUUGGAUCCGGUACGACCGAGAUCAGAGAGAGACGUUCCUGCCCGAGCUCCUGUCCAAAAUCCGCCUGCCCCUUUGCCGACCUCAGUUUCUCACCGACCGCGCCUUGGUCCGCGCCUGCCACAAGUGCAGGGAUCUAGUCGACGAGGCAAAAGAUUAUCACCUCAUGCCGGAGCGCCGACCACACCUCCCGGCAUUCAAGACCCGUCCCCGGUGCUGUACGUCGAUCGCCGGCUUGAUUUAUGCCGUCGGGGGACUGAACUCAGCAGGUGACUCGCUGAACGUGGUGGAAGUCUUUGAUCCCAUUGCCAACCGCUGGGAGAAGUGCCAGCCGAUGACGACG